Cynara cardunculus var. scolymus (artichoke) is the source of this 1356-nucleotide messenger RNA. Its product is annotated as spermidine hydroxycinnamoyl transferase-like. NCBI's taxonomy places the organism in Eukaryota, Viridiplantae, Streptophyta, Magnoliopsida, Asterales, Asteraceae. Gene Ontology annotation, molecular function: acyltransferase activity, transferring groups other than amino-acyl groups. Bases 1 to 1356 code for a protein of 451 amino acids. The record is from RefSeq and is a predicted model, not a curated record. The transcript has a single exon.
AUGAUCGAGAUUUCCAACAAGACUUCUUCCAUGGUUAAACCAGCUGAACGGACAUGGUCCGGUAAGCUGCCCUUAUCAGAACUAGACCAAACGGGUGUCACCGGUCAUAUCCCAACCUUUUACUUCUACACACAAUCCCCUCACGAUUGGACCACUAUUCUGCAAACCCUAAAGAGUUCACUCAGUUCAAUCUUGGUUCAUUUCUACCCUUUGGCUGGCCGUCUAUCCCCGGUUGCUGGAGGGCGUCUGGAGCUUGAUUGCAAUGCGGCUGGUGUGCAGUUUGUGGAAGCUUAUGCAGACAACAAACUUACUGAUCUGGAUACUUUCUUACCAUUGCCGAUAUAUCACCAACUUAUUCCUUCAAUAGAUUAUCAGAAUACACCUCAUGAGGAAAUCCCAUUGUUAGUUUUGCAGGUCACCAGGUUCGUUUGUGGAGGGUUCUGUCUUAGUUUGAGCAUGUCACACACUGUUGCCGACGGCGAAGGUGCACUCCACUUUACGUGCGAAUGGGCUAGGAUUUCUCGAGGUGAGUUGUUAGAGUCACCGCCAUAUCUUGAUAGAAAAGUUCUGCGAGCUGGGGAUCCUCCAAGGGCAAGCUCGAGUUUUGAACAUGCAGAAUCCAAUCCUCCACCGAUCCUUAUAGAACAGUCUGACAAUGAACCCGAGCAUGAGAAGAAAACCAAGGUCAGAAUGUUGAAAUUAACAGCAACCCAAGUAGAGAAAUUGAAGAAGAAAGCCAACAAUAGUUGGAAAAGGGAGAUGAGCCGUGGUUUUACACGAUAUGAGGUUAUAACCGCACACAUAUGGAGAACUGCAUGCAACGUUCGUAAUCACAAACCAGAGCAGCCAACCGCAUUGGCUAUUGCAAUGAACGUUAGAAGUAAGAUGAGGCCACCACUGCCAAGGGAGUACUUUGGAAAUGCUGUUAUCGAUGCGAUUGCUACCGGAUGCUCGGGGGAGAUAGUUUCAAAGCCUUUAGGAUAUAGUUCGAGUAAAAUACGAGAAGCGAUUGAAAGGGUUGAUGAUGAGCAUGUGAACUCAGUGAUAGACUUUCUGAAGGGUCAAGAAGACUUAUCAAAAUUCCGAGAAUUGAAAUCAAGAAGUAAUGGUGGAGGUUUUUGCGGCAAUCCAAAUCUUGGAGUGACAAGUUGGCUAACACUACCGAUCUAUGGUGCAGAUUUCGGUUGGGGGAAGGAGGUCCAUAUGACUCCAGGAACACAUGAUAAUGAUGGUGAUUCUUUGAUUCUUCAUGGCGAAGAUGGAGAUGGAUCCUUGGUUGUUGCAUUAUGUUUGCAGGUGAGGCAUAUGGAGGAUUUCCAGAAGCUGUUCUACCAAGAUAUUGAUAUGGAACGAUGA